AUGGCAGACCUCGAAAAGAAUGAGGGUCCUCAAUCGCUUCACGUUGCCGACAUCGCCGGCGGGGGUGAUGACCAAAACCAGGUCAACAGCAAGACGAUCGUGCAAGCUGCAGCAGACCGCUCCGAAUUUGAUCAUCAGCUGAAGAUCAAGGACGCCAUCAAGUACUAUCGAUGGGCCAUAAUCUGGUGUCUCGUUAUCAGUAUGACCGUAGUGAUGGAAGGCUAUGACACCAUCCUGAUAGGAAACUUCUAUGCGUUUCCCGAGUUCCAGAAGAAGUACGGUCGAUGGGUCGGUGUCACUGAUAGCACUCGUUCCGGAUAUCAGCUAGAGCCUGCCUGGCAAGCUGGUAUCGGUAACGGUGCCGGCGUUGGUGCUUUCUUCGGCGCGAUCAUCAACGGGUGGCUCGUAAAUCAUUUUGGACAAAAGAAGACUAUCAUCGCGGCGCUUUUCUUCUUGUCCGGCACCAUUUUUCUCACGUUCUUCGCCCCGAACAUCGAAACCCUGCUGGCUGGUCAGAUCUUGUGCGGUCUUCCUUGGGGAGUUUUCGCCACAUCCGCUCCAGCGUAUGCCAGUGAAAUGCUCCCUAUGGUACUCCGUGUGUACUUUACUUCUUGGACCAAUAUGUGCUUUAUCAUCGGACAGUUGAUCGCGGCGGGCGUGCUGCGAGCAUGCCUGGAGCGACAGGAUGAGUGGGCGUUCCGCAUUCCCUUUGCUAUUCAAUGGGCCUGGCCUGCGCUUCUGAUUCCUGUUCUCUUCUUCGCGCCAGAGUCACCAUGGCACCUAGUGAGGCAGGGUCGCCACACAGAAGCCGAGACCGUUUUGCGUCGCCUUCAACAGCCGGAGGCUCCGAUCGAUCCUAAGCAGACUUUGUCAACCAUCAUUUACACCAAUAACCUGGAACAAGAGCUCUCCGUCGGAACGUCGUACAAGGAUUGCUUCCAGUCCUUCGAAUUACGCCGGACAGAGAUCGCCUGCAUCUGCUUCGCAGGUCAAGUUAUCUGCGGCAGUCAAUUUGCAUAUUCUGCGACGUACUUCUGGGAGCAAGUAGGCCUUCCUGCUCAGACGACAUACAACCUGAAUAUCGUCGGGACUUCGGUUGCGCUGAUUGCGGCAACAUGCUCAUGGCUCUUCCUUAUGCCGAACCUAGGCCGGCGAACCAUCUACAUGGGAGGUGUUGGAUGCAUGGCUACCACAUUGUUCAUCAUCGGCAUUCUCAACACCUGGGUUGAUCGCCGAAGCGUGGGCCUUGCGCAAGCCGUCAUGACGGUGAUCUGGAAACUGUUCUUCCAGCUCUCGGUAGGACAGCUGGGAUGGGCAAUACCUGCAGAGGUUGGCUCGACCAGACUUCGCCAAAAGACCAUCGUCCUGGCCCGCAACACUUACUACAUCUCUCAAGUGAUUGCCAACGUGCUCCAGCCAUACUUCAUGAACCCAUCCGCCUGGAACUUACGAGGCUACACAGGCUUCGUUUGGGGAGGUUGCGCAACCGUCGUUUUCAUCUGGUGCUUCUUCCGCCUACCGGAAACCAAAGGGCGGACUUUCGAGGAGUUGGACAUCCUCUUUGCCGACAAGGUGGCUGCUCGGAAGUUCAAGACCACUGAAGUCGACGCGUUUGACCAUAAUCAGACGGAUGCUCUGAAGAACAUGUAUGCCCAUUGA
Molecule: messenger RNA, 1659 nt
Organism: Cyphellophora europaea CBS 101466
Lineage: Eukaryota; Fungi; Ascomycota; Eurotiomycetes; Chaetothyriales; Cyphellophoraceae
Exons: 4
Coding region: 1-1659 (552 amino acids)
Biological process (GO): carbohydrate transport; transmembrane transport
Cellular component (GO): membrane
Molecular function (GO): carbohydrate:proton symporter activity
Source: RefSeq, a predicted model, not a curated record